Octopus sinensis (East Asian common octopus) is the source of this 2693-nucleotide messenger RNA. RefSeq names its product UPF0415 protein C7orf25 homolog. The record is from RefSeq and is a predicted model, not a curated record. NCBI's taxonomy places the organism in Eukaryota, Metazoa, Mollusca, Cephalopoda, Octopoda, Octopodidae.
UGCGUAAACAAACCAACAUGUUAUGUUGAACGUGGUUGUGUCUUCUUGAUUUUCUCGGACCCUCUUACUUUUGUAAUGCCUAAGAGAUAUUUUACUUAUUGACAGAAGAACUAAAUAAUAAUAAUAAUAAUAAUAAUGGCUUCACAGUCAGAAGACUUCCAGUUGAAAACCUAUGAAUCUGUAGCAGAAAAUUUCAUCAAACUCUGUCGAGAGCAUUCCAACAUCAGUGGUUAUUCCAAGCUGGAGAAAAAAUGUCGAGCUGAGCUGAAGUUCUUGGAAAAGAUGCACCAAAAGACAGCUUCCAUCCGUAAAAGCCACCUUCGCAGCAGCAACCUUCACCAUUAUGCCGCCAUACUGUACACUGCAACCCAAUGUACCUCAAAUCUUGUGGGAAUUUUACAACCUUUCAGCAGUUGUGGAUUAAGAAGUCUGAUGGUGGAUGUUGUUUGUGGACACGGUCUAAUAUGGUUGAAAGUCAUAGCAAGGAAAGCACAAGCGCUUCAUUUGAUUUGGGCCGGUCGGGGUCAGUUCAGUGAGCGUGGCAUCACUCGUCAGGUGAAAGACUACCUGAGAUGUGCAAAGCAACAUCCUAUCAACUACCUCAUCCCCAGGGUACAUUUUGUGUUCUUCAACGCAGUCACUCAGCCAAUGGCUGAUUGGCUUCAACAACUUGGCAUCCGUGUCCAUGGCGAUGUGGUUCCAGUUUGUUCGGAAACAAAGCAGAAGCUGAUGUCUGUACCAGAGUACUUUGAUGAUGACGAUGAAGAUGAUGAUGAUGAUUAUGAUAGUGAUUCUCUCGGUGAUGGUGAAGAUGGUGUUGCUUGUGACUCUAGUGAAUAUAAUAUCAAUGCUACUGUUCUCAGUGAUGAUGAUGAUGAUGAUGACGAUGAUGAUGAGGAUCAUGAUCAUGAUGAUGUGCACAACAGCAGUUCUAACAUUCUGCUUGGUGCUAGCAUGUCAUCAAGUUCAAAUCCCAACCAGAAUAUUCAGCAGCUAGAAAUGUCUGGUUGUGCAUCCGUCUGCAAUGAAAGUAGUGCAGACUGCAAGCACUUGCUGCACAUUGAGAAAACGGUGCAAACCACCAUCGACGAGUCCAUGUUGCAUUUACGGCAGCUUAUCGAGGAGUGGAAGAGGAAGAGGAAGGUGAGGAUGAAGAGGUGGGGGCGGGGCUUCCUAACAACGGAGAUUCUCGGCAGAAUCUCAGUUUGUUGUUGCAUUCAGAAGUGCAUCAUGACGCAGGCACAGUCAAUGCAUUCCCAGCAAAGCCCAGCCAAUUCUGCAAUCUGUGUUGAUGCCGACAACAAUGGUGGCAAGAACAUUGACAUGAGCUCCAUCAUGUUUACUGCUGAUGCUUCUCAUCCUGGAAACCUACAGUCAGGCAUCAACAAGAAACCACCACCACAACAACAACUGACAUUUGCAUCAUCAUCAUAUCCCUCUUCAUAUGCUUCUUCAUCAUCAUCAUGUACAUCAUCAUCCUUAUCAAUGGCAACUAUCGAAAGAGGAAUCAAUUUUAUCGGAUCCGACCACAUCCGAAUCGUCAAUUUGGACAUCACUACUCUGAUCACUCUGGUCUCUGCUGUCACACAUGGACACUGCAAUUUCAUUUUCCCUGAGAAAAUCCUUACCUUACAAGCUAAAGAAGAACGAGAGAAACCAGUCCUACCUCAAAUGUUGGAUUUCCUAAAAGGGAAGAAGCUGUGCUGCUGUGAGACUGCAAUGAGGGACUUUCGGACAAUACUGGAUACUCUGGGUGGAAAAUCAGAACGACAACGAGCUGAAGAACUGAUAUCUAAGGUCAAGAUUGUCCCUGACAGUCCUUCUCAAAGGGCUUAUUCUCUACCAUUGACCAGCAAAUUGAAAGAAAGGUCAAAGAUUAUAUUCGGCACCGGAGACUCCUUGAAGGCCGUUACAAUGACAGCAAACUCUGGUUAUGUCCGAGCAGCUGAAAAUCAAGGUGUGACGUUUGCUGUUUUCAUUCAUGCAUCAAGAGCUCUGACAGAAGAAAAAGAGAAAUUUGCGAAACCUAUCCCAAAGGAUUCCCAGCAAUAAAGAUGUCUUCAAAAUGAAAGCAGUACAGAAGAAACUUGUGGGUCAUCAUGUAACAAGGACAUAUACACACUACAAAUGGUGUUUGCAUUGGCAGCUGUUGUUGUGCAUGAUUUCUGUGAUAUAAUUCUUUGCAUAUCUCGGAAUGUUGAAUACCAGGAUGUCUGUAGGAGAUAUUAUCUCCAGCCGAAUACCAGAGUAAAUUUUGCCUGUCAUAAUGUAUUUAUAUUAAGUUUAAUACACAAAUGACUGUGUGUGUGUUAUUUUAUAGUUAAAGUUGGUUCUAUCCUGCUUCUCCCUGGGGUUGGUAUACCAGGUAGUAUAUCAAUGAAGAAAUAUUUUCGAUGGGAAUAUUAAUGUUCAGUGCAAUGAAGUGGCUGAACUUAUUUUUUUAUAUCCAGUAAAUCAAUGGUGUUCUAUUUCACAGCAAUAAUUUGCUCAGAAUAACUUUAUUUUCAUGACUGCAUUUUGACAUUAACUCUAUCUUUUUGUCACUAAGUAUCUAUUUGUAUUGUAUGGUAUAUCUGUGUAGUACAUAAGUACACACACAUAUAUAUAUAUAUAUAUACUAGCAGUAUAACCCGGCCUUGCCCGGGAUUAAGUUACGAUUAUUAAGCUAAUCAAGUUCUUUAUUUCAAACCAAA